AUGAUGCGCAAGUUCAUGUUAGCGGUGGUUGUGCUUCUCGUCUCUCUCUGCGCGGUUUGGGCUCGUGCCGAGAGCAGCGGAAGCCCCACCGCCGUCGCCACUCGGUCUGUAGAUGAGUGUCGCCGGCUUGGAUUCCUAAAGGCGGACGCCAAGUGCCAGUACUGUCAGCCGCUGCUGCAAAAGACUGGCAGCGCGGAGAUGCACGAGGAGUGUCUUUCCUGCUGCACCGUUGAUGACCAGGCGCCGUCGCGCACGUAUGCCAGCGCUCGCAUCGAAUUGAGAGGCCUUCAUUCCGAGUUGGGGGAGACACGCAGCGAGCUCGGCAUGUUCUAUCAGGCGUACAAGGAGAAGUUUGGAAGGCGUUUGCAAUGGGUCACCAAGCACACGGCAUUCUGGCCGCGUCUUGUAUUGCAGGACGAAGAUGGUGGUGAGGAGUUGGAGAUGAGCCUCAUAGGAUGGACGAAGGACGGUAUGCACGACUACUUGAUGCAGGCGCUUGGCAUGGACAAGACGGCGGGGAGUUGA
This is a messenger RNA of Trypanosoma grayi, 525 nucleotides long. RefSeq lists its product as hypothetical. Gene Ontology annotation, molecular function: oxidoreductase activity. Lineage: Eukaryota; Euglenozoa; Kinetoplastea; Trypanosomatida; Trypanosomatidae. The record is from RefSeq and is a predicted model, not a curated record. The transcript has a single exon. Gene Ontology annotation, cellular component: endoplasmic reticulum lumen. Bases 1 to 525 code for a protein of 174 amino acids.